AUGAGAGAAGUUAUCAGUAUCAACGUUGGACAAGCUGGUUGCCAAAUUGGUAACUCGUGCUGGGAACUGUACUGUUUGGAACACGGAAUCCAACCUGAUGGAUUCCUUUCUGCUGACAAGAAAGAUGGUCCUAGAGACGAGGGUUUUUCGACCUUUUUUUCCGAGACUGGAUCGGGAAAAUAUGUGCCCCGUACUAUUUAUGUUGAUUUAGAGCCCAAUGUGGUUGACGAGGUCCGUACCGGUACUUAUCGUAACUUGUUCCAUCCCGAGCAAUUGAUUACUGGAAAAGAAGAUGCUGCUAAUAACUAUGCUCGUGGUCAUUAUACCAUUGGUAAGGAGUUGAUUGAUCAGGUCAUGGACCGUGUGAGGCGCGUGGCUGAUAACUGUAAUGGUUUGCAAGGAUUCUUGUUCACCCAUUCGUUUGGUGGUGGUACUGGUUCCGGAUUCGGCGCUCUUCUUUUGGAGCGUUUGUCGGUUGACUAUGGCAAGAAAUCGAAGCUCGAAUUCGCCGUUUACCCAGCUCCUCAAAAUUCGACUUCGGUUGUCGAGCCUUAUAACUCGGUUCUUACUACCCACACCACUCUUGAGCACUCGGACUGUACUUUUAUGGUCGAUAACGAGGCUAUUUACGAUAUGUGUCGCCGUAGUUUGGACAUUGCCCGUCCUUCUUACGACAAUUUGAACCGAUUGAUUGCUCAAGUCGUUUCUUCAGUUACUGCUUCGUUGCGUUUUGACGGAUCUUUGAACGUCGAUUUGAACGAGUUCCAAACCAACUUGGUUCCUUAUCCCCGUAUCCAUUUCCCUCUUGUGACCUAUGCCCCAGUUAGUUCUGCUGCCAAGGCCAACCACGAGGCCAAUACUGUUCAAGAAAUCACAAACGCCUGUUUCGAGCCAUCGCAUCAAAUGGUCAAGUGUGACCUGCGUAACGGUAAAUACAUGGCCACUUGUCUUCUUUACAGAGGAGAUGUUGUUAACAAGGACGUGCAGCAGGCUGUUGCUACCAUUAAGGCCAAGAAAUCCAUCCAAUUGGUCGACUGGUGUCCCACCGGAUUCAAGAUCGGAAUCUGCUACCAACCUCCCCAAUACGUUCCCGGAGGAGACCUUGCCAAGGUCGACCGUGCCGUGUGUAUGUUGUCCAACACCACUGCCAUUGCCGACGCCUGGAGCAGACUCGACCACAAGUUCGACCUCAUGUUCUCCAAACGUGCUUUUGUCCACUGGUACGUUGGCGAGGGCAUGGAAGAAGGCGAGUUCUCCGAGGCCCGUGAAGACCUCGCGGCCCUCGAGCGCGACUACGAAGAAGUCGGCGCCGACUCCACCUACGACGAGGAAGAAGCCGAAUACUAA
Sugiyamaella lignohabitans is the source of this 1347-nucleotide messenger RNA. It is a transcript of the gene TUB1, whose product is annotated as alpha-tubulin TUB1. The record is from RefSeq and is a predicted model, not a curated record. Gene Ontology annotation, cellular component: microtubule; cytoplasm; nucleus. The transcript has a single exon. Gene Ontology annotation, biological process: microtubule cytoskeleton organization; nuclear division; mitotic cell cycle. The coding region runs from base 1 to 1347 and encodes 448 amino acids. Gene Ontology annotation, molecular function: GTP binding; structural constituent of cytoskeleton. NCBI's taxonomy places the organism in Eukaryota, Fungi, Ascomycota, Dipodascomycetes, Dipodascales, Trichomonascaceae.